AAAAUUAGUCCGAUGUGCGAUAAUGAACUAAACAUGGAUUGAUCCUGAACUAAUCAAGGCUCAUGGGUUCUACUCACCAAUUAACCAUUAUCUGUGUAAUUCGUUUAGCAAAUAGUCCAUGUUUAGCCCUGAUUAGCCUAUGCAAAUCCUAGUUCUGGGAUCCGAACAGGGUGCAAGUUUAUCUUGGUAGACCAUUCUCAUUUGUCAAUUUUCUUAGCUACCAAGGCAGAGAGAUGGUCCCAACAGGCUGUCGGACAUUUCAAUGAGAUGCCCUUGUGCCCACGUUUGUGGCUCCAGUCCAAGCCUUUUGAUGCUAUUCCUUCCUUGCUAGUCCACCAUGGGCCGGAGAUUUUUUCCAUGGCGUAGCCUAUCAAAACGCUGGAGCUUCCACCGGCGUUUCCAAUAGUCAACAAUGUGGCUCCGGUGUUUCCCACGCCUCUUGGCUUAUUGUUUAACCCCCUGCCGUCCCGCGCUCAUCCCUGAGACAGCACCGCCAUCCUCUUGUCAUGGCCAUGGAAUCUCCUCUAAUGGAGCCCCUACUGGACUCCAAUGACCGCGCUCCGGCCCACGUGGACACGCCGGGCGAGCACGGCGAUGCCGCCGCCGACGAGAGCAGCGCCGUCGUGGGGAAUGGCACGGACGCCGAAGAGAGCAUCGAGAAGAAGACUGUUGAUGGCGACGAUGAUGGUGAAGAAGGGGACGAGAUGUCUGCUUCCGUGCAGCGCAGGCUGGACGAGAUCGGCGGCGCUGGGAACGAGGAGGAGGAGGAGGAGGAGGCGGGCGACGACGCGGAGGCCGACGAGAUGGCGGCGCGCAUGGAGCGCCGCCUCGCCGCGCUCCCCGGGAAGCCGCACGUGAGCGAGCUCUACACCAUCUUCCGCGUGGCGGGGCCCAUGCGCGACCGCAACCGCCACCUCUACGAGCCGCAGAUGGUGUCCCUGGGCCCCUUCCACCGCGGCGCCGGCCGCCACCUCGACGCCAUGGAGGCGCACAAGUGGCGGUACCUCCGCGACCUCCUGGCCCGCGGCGGCGGCGGCAAGUCCGGCGGCGCGACGCUGGCCGACUACGCCCGAGCCGCGCGGGCCAUGGAGCCCCGCGCGCGGCGGCGGUACGCGGAGCCCGUGGCGCUACCGCCGGGGGAGUUCGCCGAGAUGCUCCUCCUCGACGGCUGCUUCGUGGUCGAGUUCUUCCUCAAGGGCGAGGACCGCGAGGACGACGCCCUCAUCGACGCGUCGUGGGCGAUGCAGAACGUGUUCAACGACCUCAUCCUCCUCGAGAACCAGCUCCCUUUCUUCGUCCUAGAGCGCUUCUACAACAUCGCCACCGGCGGGCUCGGCCGGGACCACUUCGUCACCAAGGUCCUCGUCAAUUACCUCACCGUCGACAUGGGGGCCGCGCGGGACGCCGAGCCCCGGCGGGCCCCCGACGGCGAGAUCCACCACCUGCUCCACCUCUACUACCACUGGUUCCUGCCGCCGGAGGACCGGCCGGCCGGGAGCGACCCCGCCGCCGCCGGCAGCGGCAGCGGCAAGUCCGAGGAGGACGCGUUCGAUGAAUGGAUAUCGAAGCCGAUGGAGGAGCGCGUGCCGUUGACGCUCCCGUCGGCGUCGGAUCUGAAGAACGCCGGGGUCACGAUCCGCGCCAAGAAAUCCCCGCGGAGCCUCGUGGACGUGACCUUCGACCCGCGCGGCGGCGUGCUGGAGAUCCCGGCGGUGGAGAGCUACACGAACCACGUGGUCUUCGCGAACCUCCUCGCGUACGAGCAGAGCCGGGGCCGGUGGGAGCUGCAGCGGCUGGUGAGCUACGUGCUGCUGAUGGAGUCGGUGGUGUCCGCGGCCCACGACGUGGAGAUCCUGCAGCGGGCCGGGGUGCUGGUGAAGGGGGGCGAGGACACGGCGGCGUUCUACGCGCACCUGGCCGGGGAGCUGUGCCCGCCGCCGGAGUUCGUCAACAACUGCUACGCCGACCUGUUCCGCGACGUCCGGGAGCACUGCGGCCGCAGCUGGAACCGGCACCGCGCCGUGCUGGUGCACGACUACUUCAGCAACCCGUGGACCAGCAUGUCCGCCGCCGCCGCCGUCUUCCUUCUCGUCCUCACCGUCGUGCAGACCGUCUACACCGUGCUGCCGUACUACAACCCCCCGUAAUUAACACCGGCACGGGACGGGACGGGAUGAUCAAGAAUCAGGAGGAAUCGGAGUACGUCACAGAGAGUCGGUGUAAUAGAAUACUGAGUAUCGAAACAUUUCUGUGCAUAAUAGAAUAAUCCAAUAAUUUAGCCAAGCCAAGUAAUCUUUAUUGAGAAGAUUGCUUGCAAAUGAGGCCGAGUCUGCUGAGGCACCUAAAUUCCUAUUUUUUUUGUUAGGACCUACAGUUACUUUGUUAAUAGUAUAUACAAUUUUUUUUUCAAUAAAAGGUAGCGAGUGAUUGUGACCCGUGGA
Messenger RNA from Setaria italica (foxtail millet), 2441 nucleotides. Its product is annotated as UPF0481 protein At3g47200. NCBI's taxonomy places the organism in Eukaryota, Viridiplantae, Streptophyta, Magnoliopsida, Poales, Poaceae. Bases 507 to 2147 code for a protein of 546 amino acids. The transcript has a single exon. The record is from RefSeq and is a predicted model, not a curated record.